Molecule: messenger RNA, 2418 nt
Organism: Archocentrus centrarchus (flier cichlid)
Lineage: Eukaryota; Metazoa; Chordata; Actinopteri; Cichliformes; Cichlidae
Product: EGF-like repeat and discoidin I-like domain-containing protein 3
Exons: 10
Coding region: 479-1894 (471 amino acids)
Cellular component (GO): plasma membrane
Molecular function (GO): signaling receptor activity; calcium ion binding
Source: RefSeq, a predicted model, not a curated record
UGAUGACUUGCAAUGGCUUUGAUUUAAUUUUAGAUAAAAGCUGAUUUAUGGUGAGAAAAAGAUUGAAGUGCACAAUGCCUUUAAUUGGUAAGAUAAUAUUAGAAUAGGUGAAGUAAAUUUAAAUCCAGCACAACAGCACAGAAAUACUUUUAGUUUUGUUUUGUUUUUUUAAUGUAGGAGUAAGUAAGUCUGAAGUCAACAGGGAGUAAGGAAAGAACUGGAGACUCCCGGGAAUGAACUUCCUUCUGUCUCCGCUUCCUCCUCACUGCUCUCCGCCCACCAGAUAACGUCACACGACGUUAACUCGGGUAUUAUCGAAAAUCCCAGCUCCUUCAUUUAUCACCGGGCCCUCCAUCAGCGUUUUAGUCGGAACUGCGAUAUUUCCGACUGCAUUUCAAAGCCGCAUUAGUUUUCAAGUUUAAAAGCAGCGCGUCGCUCCGGACAAACAAACCGCGGGACGAAGUGAGGCUAAACAAAUAUGAAACGUCCUGGAGAUGUAAUUACAGCGUAUGUAGGAACAUUUGCUCUUCUGGUUUGCCUGUAUUCAGUCACAGGGGACUACUGUGAGGUAAAUCACUGUUACAAUGGAGCAACAUGCGUGACGGGGGUAGGAGAGGAUCCCUUCAUCUGUAUCUGUGCGGAUGGCUUUGGUGGAGACACCUGUAACCUGACAGAGACAGGACCUUGCAGUCCCAACCCGUGUAAGAACGACGGGUCCUGCGAGGUCAUCGCUCCGACCAGACGAGGAGAUGUUUUCAAUGAGUACAUCUGCAAGUGCCAGCCCGGCUUUGAGGGAGUCCACUGCCAGAUCAAUGUGAAUGAUUGUGCCAACCAGCCUUGUAAAAAUGGCGGGGUGUGUCGCGAUCUCGAUGAAGACUACUCCUGCCGGUGCCCCUCACCAUAUGUUGGAAAGCAGUGCCAGCUACGGUGCAUUUCUCUGCUGGGGAUGGAGGGAGGAGCAAUCGUGGAGUCCCAGAUUUCUGCUUCCUCUGUGCAUUACGCCAUUCUGGGUCUUCAGCGUUGGGGCCCAGAGUUGGCGCGACUCAACAACCAAGGCAUCGUCAAUGCCUGGACAUCGGCCGCACAUGACAGGAACCCCUGGAUCGAGAUUAAUAUGCAGAAGAAGAUGCGUCUGACGGGCAUCAUCACUCAGGGUGCCAGUCGCAUGGGCGCAGCUGAGUACAUCAAAGCCUACAAGGUGGCGAGCAGCCUUGAUGGAAACUCCUACAUCACUUACAAAGUGGAUGGCCAGCGGAGGGAUAAGGUGUUUGUGGGCAACAUGGAUAAUGACAGCACCAAGACCAACCUUUUUGACCCUCCUAUAGUGGCCCAGUACAUCCGCAUCAUACCCGUGGUCUGCCGCAGGGCCUGCACGCUGCGCAUGGAGCUGGUGGGCUGUGAACUUAACGGUUGCUCAGAGCCUCUGGGUAUGAAGUCUCGGCUCAUCUCGGACGGGCAGCUUUUAGCCUCCAGCACUUACCGCACGUGGGGCAUCGAUACUUUUACGUGGCACCCUCAGUUUGCCCGACUGGAUAAGGUGGGGAAGACAAAUGCAUGGUCACCUGCACACAACAACCGCUCAGAGUGGAUCCAGGUUGAUCUAGAGAAGACAAAGCGCCUCACCGGCAUCAUCACACAGGGUGCAAAGGACUUCGGAGUAGUGCAGUUUGUGUCAGUGUUUAAAGUUGCUUACAGCAAUGAUGGAGAGUCUUGGAGUACACUGAAGGACGGGAACACUGGCAACGAUAAGCUUUUCCAAGGAAACAUUGACAACAACACCCAUAAGAAGAAUCUUUUUGAGCCUCCGUUCUACGCUCAAUAUGUCCGAGUCAUCCCCUGGGAAUGGCACGAGCGCAUCACCCUGCGCAUGGAGCUGCUGGGCUGCGAUGAUUAGAAACUCAUCAGUAACCAUUUAUCAGCGCUCCAUCCUCAGAUGCUCCAUCUGUCUCACCACAGCAGAGGAUGCAUCUUUGUUUUCUACUUCAUGGAAAUCAGAUUUGCUGAAUAGCUUGGACUUUAACACUUGUAGCACUUUGUCUAGUGACUUUUUUAAAAUGUUUACAUCAAUAAAAAUCGUUUGAAGUUGAUGCGUUUGACUGUCACAGAUUCCUCAAUUGAGCAUUUGUGCUUUAGGAGCUUUUUGUUGCACAGAUUUUCUCUUAGUCUACCUAAGAGUGCAAACCCUGAGUUUUUUGUUUUUUUUUUCCUCUUUGUAAUUUUAAUCUGCAGAGGGCAUAAAGGCAUUGAAUAACAAACUUCUUUAUGUCUUUUUUUUUUUUUUUUUUUUUUAAACAUUUGACACAUUUUUCUGCUUAAUUCUUAAAUUUAAUUUCAUUAUCAUUUAAUUAUUUUUACAACAAAUGUGAAAUGUGUAGAAAAAGAUGCCUAGAAAAUGAGCAUUGUUUUUGCAUUUCUCUU